AUGGCUAAUGCUAUCACGCAUGUGCUGGCUGCUGAUCUGGAUGUCAAGAUCUUUACUACGUCAUCCUCCUCUCUCUACAACAUCCUCUCCUUCCUCUUUCCCUCAAAACCCUCGUUUCCGCCGCCACCGCCCCAACUCGCUACUUUUCAGGUCCAGAAACCCAAAAAUGGUCUUGUACCACUGGAGUCUCAAGAUGCCCCCCUAAAUUCUUCUUCUUCUUCGUUGGCCUCUGUGAUAUGCCCGACUCUGGCAUAUGCCAACACCCUACAGCACAAGGAGAGGCUGCUGAAUCGGUUCCGGAGAGAGGUCAUGAGAGCCUGUGUUAUUCAAGAGUGUAAGCGCAGUAGGUUCUUCGAAAAUAAGCAGGACGAGAAGAAGCGUAGGAAUCGGGAGGCCACUAAGCGCAACAAAAAGAGUCGCCCCCAAUUAAGAACUCCACCAGAGACCAAGCGGGAAGCCACAACAGACAAGAAGGAAGAUGAUGAGGAUAAUUGGGAUCUGACUGAAGAGGGAGACAUCCCCUAUUAACUGCAUUCAAGGUGCCUUCAAUUUAGAAAACUCUUCACUUUUUGAGUGCAAGAAGCUCUUGGUCCAUGUAAAUGGCAUGAAGUGAAUCCUGUUCUUUAACAGAAUGCAUUAUCCCUUUUGUAUUGUUGUUUAUGUAUGAAAAUUUACUUUUUUUCGUCCA
Molecule: messenger RNA, 688 nt
Organism: Carya illinoinensis
Lineage: Eukaryota; Viridiplantae; Streptophyta; Magnoliopsida; Fagales; Juglandaceae
Product: 30S ribosomal protein S21, chloroplastic-like
Exons: 3
Coding region: 1-528 (175 amino acids)
Biological process (GO): translation
Cellular component (GO): ribosome
Molecular function (GO): structural constituent of ribosome
Source: RefSeq, a predicted model, not a curated record